AUGGGUCAGGUGUGGGGAAGGCUCAAGGCAGACGAGGUCACCAAACCUGGAGAGCUUGCGCCAGGCGACAUCGCCCAACGGGAGUUGCCCUUGUUGGCAUUGAAAGUACAAGUAUCGACUACACGGGAGGAACGAGAGGGAGAUGAGGUUCCCAAUCUCUCUAGGCAAUCGACACAUUUGCCAGAGAAUGAUUCCCAGAGCUUUGUGACUCUCACUGAGGCUGUGACCCUUCAGACUAGACAGGACACAAUGGACACGGGGACUGGAUCCAAUGUUUCGACUCCACUUCCUCGACCCAUUCCCAAGCACGCAGCACGGUCCCUCGUGUCUGCUCGUAGCCAUGCUGAUGAUCCUGUUCUAUGGUCUUCUAUGUUUUAG
Messenger RNA from Durusdinium trenchii, 378 nucleotides. Lineage: Eukaryota; Dinophyceae; Suessiales; Symbiodiniaceae. The record is from the annotation of a GenBank genome assembly.